CGACCAGCCGGUUGACCCAACAACCAGACCAUCUGCGACAACCCCCUCCACCUGAUCGUCUGGGGACCACCUCUGAUGCUUGUGAUAAAAUGUGACCACGGCAGGGAUUGGGACUUGUUCUUUAUCGUUUUAAUCCCCGAUGGAUUCCGGAUUUAGACUGGCUUGUUUACUGGCCGAGCACUGAGCAGACGGAGCAGUGGCACGAGGGGUCACCUCACAGGCUCACACAGGCGGGACAGGGACGCUGCGCAGCGUGUGGAAGAGAGGAAGUUCAUGCCUCAGGCUUACAGGCCAACAUCGUGUCCUCUCUCUCGCCUUCACGUGACUCCUAGUAUCUUUCUGUUUGGUGCCUGAGGCCCCAAGGCCAAUAUCUAGAACGUGCUUCAAGUUUUCCGUUCAGUUGAGAUGGCUUUUCCCUGAACUUCUGUUGUAACUUUUCUCCUUCCUCAAUUACUCAAUUACUCCCCUCGUCUUUCGUUUAGAUCAUGUUUCGCUCCCUUUCUUCAUUAUGCUUGCGUUGCGAAGCUCGUUUCCUUACCCAUAACGCGCAAUCCACCGUCCAGACACGAUGCGCGUCUCAACUCCAGAAGAAACGCCCAGCGCGAUUCGACCUCUCCAAAUCCGUCGCACGACCGACUCCAAAGUCAAAACCUUCUGCCGGUAAACCGCGCCGGAGACCCAAUCAUGGGCCCUUCGCCGCCAUGAACCAGACCAAACCCCCCAUCAUCCCGGCCGCUCGCGAACCCUCGCGGCCUGAACGACGACGGGUCAGUGGCAAAAGGGGAGCCCGAUCAACCGGACGGGCGGACGAUUUCAAGGCCUUGAAGAUGCAGCGCGCGCUCGCCAACGUCUCCUACGAGCGUCGAGCCGUGAUUAAAGACCAGAUCCGGGACAUUGGCUCCUUCGAAGAUUUCUCCCUGCUGCCGAUCAUCAAGGCGUCGGUCGGUUCUCAAGCGCUCUUGAGCAUGGAGGAUGCAUCACCGACUCCGAUCCAAAAGGUUGCCAUACCGGCAUUGCUCGGGUUAGAUGGGAAGAAGGCACGGAAUUUGAGCGAGUCACACGGCGUGGAGGAGUUUCUGCUUGCCGCAGAGACGGGCUCGGGAAAAACUCUAUCUUACCUUCUCCCCAUCAUCCACGCGAUCAAGGCCGCCGAGGCCCAGGAAGCAGUCAGGAAACAAACCGAGGCGGAGGAUAGGAAGAAGUCCGAAAACUACGACCCCUUUGCUCUGCCUUCGCCAGAGGAAUCUGCAGCAGGCCGCCCACGCGCCAUCAUUCUGCUUCCGACCGCGGAACUGGUCGACCAAGUGACGAGCGUCGCGAAAUCUCUAUGCCACACCAUCAAGUUCCGCGCCUCCGGUAUCUCCGCUGCGUACAGCGCCACGGUCAUUCGGAACCGGGUUUUCGCUCCCGGCGGCAUCGACAUCCUCAUUUCGACGCCUCAUCUUCUCUCCAGUAUCGUCGAAACCAAUCCGGAGAUCCUCAGCAAGGUCAAGCAUCUGGUGUUUGACGAGGCAGACUCGUUGAUGGAUAAGAGCUUCCUUCCCAUCACCCUUCCCAUUCUUGAGCGGUGUCGGCCUAGCCUCAAACAGCACAUUCUUUGCUCUGCAACUAUCCCGAGGGGCAUGGAUUCAUACCUGCGGCGACGAAUGCCGGACAUCCGUCGUCUUACGACUCCUAAUCUACAUGCUAUUCCAAGGCGCGUUCAACUCGGCGUGGUUGAGGUGUCGAAGGAGCCGUAUCAUGGCAAUAAGGAUCUGGCAUGCGCAGAUGCCAUUUGGAAUAUCGGGAAGUCAGCCGUCCGAGAAGAUUUCGAUGACGUAGGUGGUUCGAAAUUGCUCAAGGUAAUCGUCUUCGUCAAUGAGCGCGAGCAGACCGUGGAACUCGCGAAAUACCUCGGAACCAAGGGAAUUGAUGCUGUCGCACUCAAUCGAGAUGCGCCCGAGAUGCGUGGUGGGGCCGUCCUGUCCGAGUUCACUACCGAAAAGCCUGGCCAGACUACCUCAGCGAAAGAUUACGAUGAACCCGCCGGGUCUACUAGCGUGGUUCCAAAGCUGGAGUUCAAUUCGCGUGGAGUGUCGAAGACGCUAUCGAAUGUGAAGGUUCUAGUGGUCACGGAUAUUGCCUCACGUGGUAUUGACACGACCGCCGUUCGCAACGUCAUCCUGUACGAUGUACCGCACACGACUAUCGAUUUUAUCCAUCGCCUGGGCAGAAUCGGAAGAAUGGGGCGACGGGGACGCGGCGUGGUCUUGGUUGGCAAAGGGGAUCGGCGAGAUGUCGUGAAGGAAGUCCGCGAAGGAAUGUUCCGCGGACAGGCGUUGAUUUAAUUCCUUAUUAAAUGUCGUGAGAUACCCCAUAGAUAUACUAGAACUCCACUUCGUUUCAAAUGCGCUUCAUAUUGCUGCUCAAAAUCUACCUUCAGAGCCGGCCUUCCUGUUUCAGUCCGUUGU
This is a messenger RNA of Eremomyces bilateralis CBS 781.70, 2450 nucleotides long. Its product is annotated as DEAD/DEAH box helicase. The coding region runs from base 486 to 2327 and encodes 613 amino acids. Gene Ontology annotation, molecular function: nucleic acid binding; ATP binding. The transcript has a single exon. The record is from RefSeq and is a predicted model, not a curated record. NCBI's taxonomy places the organism in Eukaryota, Fungi, Ascomycota, Dothideomycetes, Eremomycetales, Eremomycetaceae.